This is a messenger RNA of Populus euphratica (Euphrates poplar), 1770 nucleotides long. Its product is annotated as F-box protein PP2-B13-like. The record is from RefSeq and is a predicted model, not a curated record. The transcript has 6 exons. NCBI's taxonomy places the organism in Eukaryota, Viridiplantae, Streptophyta, Magnoliopsida, Malpighiales, Salicaceae. The annotation marks the transcript as partial.
AGCUUUUCAUUGGAGAAAAAGAGUGGGAAGAUAUGUUACGUGCUUUCUGCAAGGGAUCUCGUGAUUACAUGGGGUGAUACUCCUGUGUACUGGGAAUGGAAGUCUAAUUCUGACUCCAGAUUUGCAGAAGUGGCUGAGCUUAUUAAUGUGUGUAGGCUUGAAAUCAUUGGCAAAAUCAAUACUUGUUUGCUGUCCCCAGCAACAUUAUACACAGCAUACCUCGUGUUCAAGUUUGCAUCAAGAAUUUAUGGAUUGUAUAACCAACCAGUAGAUGUCACAAUGAAACUGGAUGGAGGCGAAUAUGGUGCACGGACUUGUAGCUGGAAUGCGCAAGGAAUGCGCCGGCGCAAUACAACUGUAACUGUCAGAGGCCGGGUGCAUUAUCCAAAGGAAAGAGGAGAUGGGUGGUUGGAGAUGGAACUCGGUGACUUCUUUAGCACAGAAAAGGAGGAUGGAGAACUGGAAAUGAGGUUUUUUGACGACACUGAUCACUGGAAACGCGGGUUGAUUGUGGAAGGGAUUGAGAUCAGACCAAAAGAUGAGCUUAUGUUGGUCCUGCCUAACGAUCUUGAAUCCAUCCUGUCUACUGCCCUUGAUGGUUCUCUCCUGCUGUCGUCCGCUUCUUCCAAAAAAGAAGUCUACUUCAGUCUCUGUGACAAUCCCAUCAUUGUUGACCAUGGGAGAAAGAGCUUUUCAUUGGAGAAAAAGAGUGGGAAGAUAUGUUACGUGCUUUCUGCAAGGGAUCUCGUGAUUACAUGGGGUGAUACUCCUGUGUACUGGGAAUGGAAGUCUAAUUCUGACUCCAGAUUUGCAGAAGUGGCUGAGCUUAUUGAUGUGUGUAGGCUUGAAAUCCUUGGCAAAAUCAAUACUUGUUUGCUGUCCCCAGCAACAUUAUACACAGCAUACCUCGUGUUCAAGUUUGCAUCAAGAAUUUAUGGAUUGUAUAACCAACCAGUAGAUGUCACAAUGAAACUGGAUGGAGGCGAAUAUGGUGCACGGACUUGUAGCUGGAAUGCGCAAGGAAUGCGCCGGCGCAAUACAACUGUAACUGUCAGAGGCCGGGUGCAUUAUCCAAAGGAAAGAGGAGAUGGGUGGUUGGAGAUGGAACUCGGUGACUUCUUUAGCACAGAAAAGGAGGAUGGAGAACUGGAAAUGAGGUUUUUUGACGACACUGAUCACUGGAAACGCGGGUUGAUUGUGGAAGGGAUUGAGAUCAGACCAAAAGAUGUUUCCAGGGCAGCUAGUCCAAGCAGUUAAAGAUUCACACACCGGACUACAUCUGAAAUGUGCAAGUUUACUUGGAGAAGCCGAGUUUGCACGCUGCUAUUUUUGAAUCAGAUUCCUCAGUUUCCUAAUUCCAACCACGCUGCUAUUUUUGAAUCAGAAUCACUAAUGGACAGGAGUCAUUCUGUUGAAUAAUAAGUUAAAAAUUAUCCUAAUGGAUGGAAAGACUUGUCAAAUCCAUCACUUUAUUAUAUAAACUCUAUGUUAUUUUGUUUUAUAAUCAAAUACUAGUAUAAUUAUAGGAGCUCUCAAGGAGUCUGUCGGGGGGUGUGCGAGCGUCGUCUGGUGACAAUGAAGCUUUUAUCAUGACUUUUAAUGAGGGGUGUUAUAUGUUGGAAAAUUAUGAUUAAUUUUUUAGAGUUGCCACCUAAUAUUAUGGUUAUUAGGAACCUCUGGUUUCUGAGAGUCUGAGUAAGAGAUUUGUUGUGUAAGAGAAACACACAUCACCUCUAGUACACCCUAUAUAAGAUAAGUUGCAUUGUUGUU